AAGUGAGUUGGGUUGCCAACUAGUAAAUCAGGCGGAGCAUUCCAAUUUCCCAACUCUCCUCCUUCCUCGUUUCUAUCGACCUCCACUUCUCGUCUUCAGCUUCGUCCGCUCGCCAUUAUUAAACCCCGAUAAGCUCCUUCCCCCCAUUUUCGCUUCAUAAGCUCCUUUCUCUGUUCUUUGGAACAGUAGCUCGCAUUCCAGCUGAGCAUCUCGACUCGUCUCCAUCCCCGGUUCUCCGUUAACUGUUGGAGAUGGAGGCCACAUUGCCUGUCUGCAAAUCUGUUACCUCUGUUCCUGGUUUAUUUGCAAGAUCAAAUCCCGGAAUAAGAAGUUCACAAUGUAGCUUCUUGGUGGGAACUAAAGUUAACUUCCCUAGGCAAAGAGCUUGCGCUGCCCAGGUCGGUCAUAAAGCUAAGAGGAGUGGUGGAGCUCUAGGUGCUACUUGCCGUGCUGAGAAGAUCCUGAUUGCAAACAGAGGAGAAAUUGCUGUUCGUGUGAUUCGAACUGCUCAUGAAUUAGGAAUUCCAUGUGUUGCUGUUUACUCAACCAUUGACAAGGAUGCCCUUCACGUGAAAUUGGCUGAUGAAUCAGUUUGCAUAGGUGAAGCACCAAGCAAUCAGUCGUACCUGGUGAUACCAAAUGUCUUGUCUGCUGCUAUCAGCCGUGGAUGCACCAUGCUUCAUCCUGGAUAUGGGUUCCUUGCUGAGAAUGCCACAUUUGUUGAAAUGUGCAGAGAACAUGGAAUAAAUUUUAUUGGACCAAAUCCGGAUAGCAUAAAAACUAUGGGUGAUAAAUCAACGGCCAGAGACACAAUGAAGAAUGCAGGUGUUCCAACUGUGCCAGGAAGUGAUGGGUUGUUGCAGACUACAGAGGAAGCAAUUCGGCUGGCUGGAGAGAUUGGUUAUCCUGUGAUGAUCAAGGCAACGGCAGGUGGUGGUGGGCGUGGAAUGCGUCUUGCUAAAGAACCUGAAGAAUUUGUGAAGUUGCUCCAGCAAGCCAAGAGUGAAGCUGCUGCCGCAUUUGGAAAUGAUGGAGUUUAUUUGGAAAAAUACAUUCAGAAUCCAAGGCACAUUGAAUUCCAGGUCCUUGCAGAUAAGUACGGGAAUGUAGUCCACUUCGGUGAGCGAGACUGUAGUAUCCAGGCUUGCAUGUGUUUUCUCCUGCAGAGACGUAACCAGAAGCUUCUGGAAGAAGCUCCCUCUCCUGCACUGACCCCAGAGUUGAGGAAAGCCAUGGGUGACGCAGCAGUUGCGGCUGCAGCAUCCAUAGGAUACAUUGGUGUAGGAACAGUUGAGUUCCUUCUGGAUGAGAGGGGUUCCUUCUACUUCAUGGAAAUGAACACUCGUAUCCAGGUCGAGCAUCCCGUAACUGAAAUGAUUUCAUCCGUGGACUUGAUUGAGGAACAAAUCAGGGUAGCUAUGGGAGAGAAACUUCGUUACAAACAGGAAGAUAUUGUUCUCAGAGGACAUUCAAUUGAGUGCCGGAUUAAUGCAGAGGAUGCGUUUAAGGGAUUCAGGCCAGGACCAGGAAGAAUAACAGCAUAUUUGCCAUCUGGAGGGCCUUUUGUUAGAAUGGACAGUCAUGUGUAUCCGGACUAUGUUGUUCCUCCAAGCUAUGAUUCCCUGCUUGGAAAGCUUAUUGUUUGGGCUCCAACAAGAGAGAAGGCAAUUGAACGUAUGAAGAGGGCACUCAAUGAUACUAUUAUUACAGGAGUUCCAACAACAAUCGAUUAUCAUAAAUUGAUCCUUGAAAUCGAGGACUUCAAAAACGGCAAUGUUGAUACCGCCUUCAUUCCAAAGCAUGAAGACGAGUUACAAGCGCCACAGCAGAUUGUGCCUGUGAAGGGACUGGCCAGCGCAACUGCAUAGACGCGAUUCUUCAAGGGUGGAAGGCAAUAGCUUUCACGGACAUGUUUAAGAAGAGCUUACUUUAUCCCGAUCUUCAAAUGUGCAUUGUUCUCAAAGGAACUUUGACAGAUUGAACGUGCUUAGGCGACUUCCAGUUGAGGGAACUUUUUUGAUGUUCGUAAGCUAUUUUGUUAUAUGUUAAGGUGCUGAGAUUUUGGUUUCGAGGUAGCUCUGAAUUUGGUUCCUGCUUGUUUGUAAAACACUCUGGUCAAACUGGAUGUACUUAGAAAGAAGUUAGUGGCUGCUGCCUCUGCAGGGAAAUUUGAAGCUGUGAGAGCCAGGAAAGACGAGAUCUUCCAAGAUAUAAAUCAUGUAUUUGGGGGGAUUUCCCAAUCAUUUAUGCUUGUUGCAAUAAAUACACAGUUUCCUGACGGAGGAAUGAAUGAAUAACUGCGUUGGCUUGAGAUAUUUUGAAUUCAAGACAACAAUUAUUUACAGGCGGACAUUGAUUAUAAUCAAACAUGCUAUAUAUACGUAAAAUCCUGCAUCAGAUAAUUACUCUGGAACCAAUCUGGACUGGUCUUCAAUGUUGAAUGCCUGCAGAUCAUCCUGCUUCCUCGCCGCCGACGAGUCGAUGGUCAACGAGCGCUGAUGCCGAUGGAAAGCCAAGCUUAUGCAGACACCGAUGUUACUACAAAGAUGCUACCCUGGAAUC
Molecule: messenger RNA, 2562 nt
Organism: Linum tenue
Lineage: Eukaryota; Viridiplantae; Streptophyta; Magnoliopsida; Malpighiales; Linaceae
Source: the annotation of a GenBank genome assembly